AUGGACCGUCCAGCAUGGUCUGACCGCAUUCGGGUGAUCCUCGAGGCUGCCGCGCUCAUCCGACUGAUCCCCAAACACACAGAGAAGUUCCUACAGGAACUCACUCCCAUCGGUUCAGCAUAUGGCCCGCUCACCAUUAAUGAGACCUAUCAAAGAUGGCACGAGCACAUGAAGGACUGGCUCCGUAUCAUACACGUCCGCACGAUCACCGACCCACAACCCCUGAACAUGCUCUUUGUCCGCUCAGAGAUUGAUCGACUCGAAUCGGUCAUGAUCGCAUUGGCCAACGUCAUCACCCCCUUGUACAGGAACUGGAGCGUCCGCACAUUGCCCGAAUCAUUGCGCAUCCACACUCAUGAUCGUGAUGAAUGGACGCACAUCGCGCGGUCCACUAUCAGUCUCAUGCACUUGGUGAGGGAGACUGUUGAUUACUGGCACAUCGAUGCAGGCAUAGUCUGGCAGGAUCCACCGAUCAAGCGGAUCCUGUACGACCAUCAUCCAAACACGCCAUUGACCUCGAUACCGCCGCGAAAGAGCGCAACGCACUUGUUGGUUAUUCCGGGCGUGGUUUGUCCCCUAUGGCACAUCAACUGCACAAACGAGUACGAGUUCUUUGAGCGCAUCUGCGCGCACAUUGCUCUUCUUCUCCAAGAGCGGCAAUUGCGCAUUGAUCGUGAAAUCGAAUUCGAUGAAGAAAUUGACGUUUGGGUUGACCGCUGGCUCGGUCAUCUUCGCGCACUACUACCCAUGAUCCACGAGAAACUCCAUAUCCGCUGUGAGCGCCCGCCACCCAUCUGGCUCGAAAUCGAUCUCCCAAGGGAUAGAGCGAUUCCGGACGCUCCAUACACGCUCCCCAUCGGGCAACUUACAUCGCUCUUUGCGCACCCCGAGGAGAUUGAAUUUUGGGACAAGCAAUCUGGGUCGCAGAAGCCUGUCGCGAUGCCCGAGCCACCUGGUGUUGUCCGUGACAGCAUUGCUCAACGGUCGGAGCGUGUGACAUUGAACGGGGUCAAUGACCACACAUACCGGGGAGGUGGGCCGUCACCCGAGGAUGUCUCGAAGAGCGUCGACAUUCUCACGAGACGCCUUGCGUGGUUCAAUGCGCAGGUCGAAUUUUACCAGCAGUGUAAUAUGCUCUCAGAUGAACGGUCUUACUCACGGUCGGACACACUCAUGCGGCCAGAGGUGAGCAACUACCUGCGCAAGGUCGCCCUCGAAGCCGGACACCAUCUCAGCGAGCGCGACGUGUUUGUCUUCACGGACCACCCGCCGCGAUGGGACGACUGGACGGAGGAGGACCUGAUCCUCUUCAACAGGAUGCUCCGGGCGCUGUACAACAGCCCGGUGUCCUUCAAGUGGUGGGACGCGCCGGCGGAGGGCGCGUGGAAGGAGGGUCUUGACUUCAAGACGUUCGCAACCGGCUGGCGCAACCUGAAGCCCAAGUGGUGGGGCAAGAGUGGUCGGCCGUGGACCAGGAGGCGCCAUGAGGCCGUUUGCGGAAAUCUGGCUCAGCAACGACCGGCUCAACCCUGCAACCCCGGUCCAAGACCGCGAGACGAGGACGAUCCGCACAGUGAAGGAUACGAGAUCAACGUGGGGCGUGUGACCGGCGAGGACUGCAGGAAGGCGCAGCGCCAGGCCGAGAUCUACCUCGCCUGGAAGGCGAAGGGCCGUGCGCCCGCCGCGAUGGCGCACCCAAUCCCUCUGUCCACAUGGGCGCGUCCUCUCAAUGUCCCGCCGCAGUCGCAGGAUACGGUGAACUGCGGCCGCGACCGGUGCGAGCGCUGCACUGAGAGCGGCAUGGAGGAAUGCCGGGUUCCGGCCGUCGCAAACGACCCGCGCUGCGUCACUUGUCGUGCACGCAAGAAGGGUUGCUCCUUCGGAUCUCCUCUCACACACGCUGCCUCGCGCCGCACUGCGAGUGCAACGGUGGUGCGCGCACCUUCCAACCGUGCGCGCACCCGCACCCCGGCCAGUUCUGGAGGUGCAAGGGCAGGUAUGAAGCGUCGCCGCGGAGAAUAG
Fomitopsis serialis is the source of this 2022-nucleotide messenger RNA. RefSeq lists its product as uncharacterized. Bases 1 to 2022 code for a protein of 673 amino acids. NCBI's taxonomy places the organism in Eukaryota, Fungi, Basidiomycota, Agaricomycetes, Polyporales, Fomitopsidaceae. The transcript has 14 exons. The record is from RefSeq and is a predicted model, not a curated record.